Molecule: messenger RNA, 1217 nt
Organism: Paramecium pentaurelia
Lineage: Eukaryota; Ciliophora; Oligohymenophorea; Peniculida; Parameciidae
Source: the annotation of a GenBank genome assembly
AUGAGACAGAAAUAACUUAUUGCCAAUAUAGAAAAUGCUAUAAUUUACUUGAUUAAAGAUGGUAAUAAUGAUGUGGGAGUAAAAAUACUAAAGGGUAUAGGAUGGUUAGAACUUUAUGGUGAUAUAAUUGAACUGUUUAAUGUAUUGAAGAAAUAAUGCAUCCAGAUAGACUUUGUAUUAAAAUAUAAAGUGAAGAAAUUGAUGGCAAAAGGUACUUUUGCAAAUGUAAGUACUGAUUUAAUAAUUGCUAGGUAUUUUUGGCAGAGAAUGCUAAGACAAAUGAAUAAUUUGCAAUCAAAUGUUUUGAUAAGAAUUAAAUUUUGAAGAACCCUAAAAAUUUAUAAUCACUUUAAAAGGAAUUAAAGAUUCUUAGAUUAAUGAAACAUAAAUAAGUAAUGACAUUAAUAGAGACAUUCGAAACAGUUAGUUAUGUUUUUGUUGUAUAAGAAUAUUUAAGAGGAGGAGACUUGCAUGAUUAUAUUACUAAAGUAGGUCAAUUAUCAGAAAGAAAAGUGCAUUCUGUGAUAUGUCAAUUGGUGAGUGGAUUAUCAUUCAUUCAUUCUUAAGGUGUCAUACAUAGAGAUAUAAAACCAGAGAAUAUUAUUCUAAGAAAUCAAGAUAAUGUAGAAGAUUUAGUAAUAUCUGAUUUUGGAUUAGCAGAUUUUUAUAAUUUUGAUGGCAAUUACUUAUAUAAAUAAUGUGGUACACCUGGAUAUGCAGCUCCAGAAAUUUUGAUUGGUCAGCCUUAUGAUUAUAAGGUAGAUGUCUAUAGUUUAGGAGUAGUAUUUUAUACUCUCAUAACAGGAAGAAGACCAUUUUAAGGUAAAAAUACUGAUCAAAUAUUUUAAUUAAAUGAAAAAGGGGAGAUUAACUUUCAAAAUCUCCACAUUAAAGCUGAAGGAUUGAAUCUAUUAAAAAAAAUGCUUGAAAUAAGACCAGAACAUCGUUAUUCUUUAUGCAUGAUUAAAUCACAUAUUUGGUUAAAAAAAAUAAAUCUUAAAGCUCAUUUAAGUUUGUAAUACAUUAAUGUACCAGAAAGUAUUAAAACUGGAGGAAGUAUUACUCCGAGAAUUCUUAUGACUAAAAAUUAUAAUGUAAAGUAGGUUCUUAAGACUGAAUAAAAUCAAAGCACAGAAAGAAGACAUUACAAGUAAUCUGGAGGUCGAUAUAAUAUUUCUAUUGGAAAUUUUACAAAAAUAUAAGGAAUAGUAUAUUGA